AAGAGGCAUAGUACUCUGGUGACUCAAAGCUCUCUCACUUGAACCGGACGUCGCCGUCGCUACUAUUCGACACGUGUCGUUUCUCGCUGUCUCUCUCUUUCGUGUUUCUGGGGCUGGUUCGGACCACCUCGAGAGCGAGUCCGAUCAAGGUGGCCAAAAAUCACGGAACCACAACCCCACCCAUCCACCGCGAUAUAAGUUUGGACCGAGCCAUCCGCAGCGUUCCCAUAUUCCUUCCACACCACGUGUAUUAUUAGGGUUUGAGUGGGUCGUGUUAGGGAUCAUUGGUCUGUUAAGUUCAUCAUGAGCGACGGGGGCGGCGGCGGCGGCAAUCAUUUGGUGGCUGUUCAACCUGACGACCUCAAGUUCCAAUUUGAGCUGGAAAAGCAAAGCUACUGUGAUCUUAAAGUUGUGAACAAAACAGAACAUCAUGUUGCUUUUAAGGUUAAAACCACUUCACCUAAAAAGUACUUUGUGCGGCCCAACACUGGCGUUAUUCAGCCUUGGGACUCAUGUUUCAUAAGAGUCACUCUCCAAGCCCAGCAAGAAUAUCCUCCAGAUAUGCAGUGUAAAGAUAAAUUUCUCUUGCAGAGCACAAUAGUGCCUCCGCAUACUGAUGUUGAUGAACUUCCGCAAGAUACUUUUAACAAGGACAGUGGAAGGGCAGUAGAAGAAUGCAAGCUUAGAGUUCUGUAUAUCUCUCCUGCCUCAGCACAUGCAAACUCAGAAAAUCAAGCAUUAGCGGGAUCUACUCAAAGUCCUGAUACUAACUCUAACCAGGCUGUGCAGCACCUGAAGGAUGAAAGAGAUGCAGCUGUUCAACAAACACAGCAACUGCAACAAGAACUGGACAUGCUGAAGAGACGAAGACCUCAAAAAACUGAUCAUGGCUUCUCACUUACUUUUGCAAUCAUUGUGGCACUUAUUGGCAUCGUGGCUGGCUUCCUGUUGAACUUUUCAUUGUCUUCACCGUCGGCAGAAUGAUUCGAUACUUUACAGGAUUCGGAAGAUUUUAUUUUUCUUGUCUGUUUCACUGUAUAAUUUUAACGCUUAGUUGGAUGUUGCAUAUUUUCUUUGCUGCUUUUGUAUAUUGGUCAUAGUAAAUCCGUUGUGGUCAGCUGGUUCACAAAUUAUGUUAUUUUCCAUUCGCAGGUUACUCCCAAUGUAAUAGUGAAAAUUUGGGAGAAGUUCUUGACCUGAGAGUUCUCGACUCCGGGGCUUAGAGUGGGAGAGGGAUAGACAGAUGACUUGUUAUUGAGUAUUUAAUGUUGCACGAGAAAUUUACUUGGACAACUAUAAAUGAUACGGGGUCUACUUUAUG
This is a messenger RNA of Juglans microcarpa x Juglans regia, 1321 nucleotides long. Its product is annotated as vesicle-associated protein 2-1-like. The transcript has 8 exons. Gene Ontology annotation, cellular component: plasma membrane; endoplasmic reticulum membrane. The record is from RefSeq and is a predicted model, not a curated record. Gene Ontology annotation, biological process: endoplasmic reticulum membrane organization. NCBI's taxonomy places the organism in Eukaryota, Viridiplantae, Streptophyta, Magnoliopsida, Fagales, Juglandaceae. The coding region runs from base 304 to 984 and encodes 226 amino acids.